Molecule: messenger RNA, 1151 nt
Organism: Carassius gibelio (silver crucian carp)
Lineage: Eukaryota; Metazoa; Chordata; Actinopteri; Cypriniformes; Cyprinidae
Product: small integral membrane protein 12
Exons: 2
Coding region: 144-419 (91 amino acids)
Source: RefSeq, a predicted model, not a curated record
UGAACUUAUUUAUUUACUUUUUUCGCCUGAACGAACGAGCCUUGAAAACGUCAUUCUGACGUACAAAAAUAGCCAAUCAAAUUGUUGCUCACGGUGACGUAAGGAGGCAGGAAGUUGUCCUGGAGAUAGAGGUUUCUGCAACUAUGUGGCCAGUAAUCUGGACUGCAGCGCGCACUUAUGCGCCCUAUGUGACCUUCCCAGUGGCCUUUGUGGUGGGAGCUGUUGGAUACCACCUUGAGUGGUUUAUUCGGGGAACUCCUAAUGCCCCAGGAGAAGAGAGGGGCAUUGCGGAGCAACGGGAGGAUAGGAAAUUAGAGGAACUGACCGGUCAGGACAGCACACAGGUCCUCAGCCUGAAGGACAAACUGGAAUUCACACCAAGGGCAGUGCUGGAAAGAAACCGACCGGAGAAGAGCUAAGUUUUAUUAAAUGUCCUGAAGUCCUGCAAGAUUACCAUAUAAUGAUGUGAAACUUCUCAGGCUUUGCGCUCUUUUGUGACACUCAACGGCCCCAGGGACAGAAACUUUAUCAGAAAACUUUUUUUUUUUUUUUUUUGUGGGAUUUCAUGUCCAUUCCUAUGCCACUGCAUUCAGCCACCCUAAUUACACAGAGUCUUGCUGUAAUAUUUAGCAGGCCAGCUUGUGGAACUUGGCUGCUGAGAGAAUUUUAAAAAAACUUUCUUUCUUUGAGAAUUCUCAAUAUUCAUCUUUUGCCUUUAGGCAUCCAGACACAUGACAAUAUUGCACAAGUCCUAACUUGGAAAGCUUUAAUGAGUUUUCCAUUUGUGCUCCCUGUCAUAUGCUUAUGAGACUGAAGCUCAAAGAAAGACCACCUUUGUUAAGUUUUGUGUCUGUGUGAAUAAAAGUGCAUCUAUGCAAGGCAACACUUGAGCGGGACUAGAAAAUGUUUGAGACGUUUGAACUUCAAGUGGCUGAAGUGAUUCAGGACACUCAGAAAUUCAUACAAGCUCUGUCAUUGUUUUUCUUUGCUAAUUAGUAAUAAUGAACAGUGGAUAGUGAGGAAUGAAAGCCAAGUUCCGUGUCUUUUCGGUUCAUGUAAGAGCUCUGCACACACUUUGAAUAUGUGGAUCAGAAGGUUUAGCUUGUAUCUCAAACCAAAAAAUAAAUAAAUAACUUGAAGUAAUGCAUUUA